AUGGGGGUGAUAUUAGCUGCAAGCAGCUGCUCUGCAGUCUGCAGGGUAGGAGACAGCUGCUAUCAGCGGCAGAAGCACUGCCCUAAAGAGGGGAGAGCGGCGCGGCUGCGGGGGGCUGAGGAGCUCCAGCUGGGCAGCACUACCUUCGCGCUCACCGGGGAUGCUGCGCACAACCAAGCUAUGGUGCACUGGUCCGGGCACAACAGCAGCGUGAUACUCAUUCUGACAAAGCUCUAUGACUUCAACUUGGGAAGUGUUACUGAGAGCUCACUGUGGAGGUCAACAGACUAUGGCACUACCUACGAAAAACUGAAUGACAAAGUAGGCCUGAAGACUGUGCUGAGUUACUUUUAUGUAUGUCCCACCAACAAGAGGAAGAUCAUGCUUCUCAGUGAUCCAGACAUUGAGAGCAGCAUUCUCAUCAGCUCUGAUGAAGGAGCUACAUACCAGAAGUAUCGUCUGAACUUCUAUAUCCAAAGUCUGCUCUUUCACCCCAAGCAGGAGGAGUGGAUCCUGGCCUACAGUCUGGAUCAAAAGCUGUACAGCUCUACUGACUUUGGAAGAAAAUGGCAGCUCAUGCAUGAGAGAGUCACUCCAAGCAGAUUUUACUGGUCCGUGAUGGGUUUGGAUAAAGAACCAGACCUUGUACACAUGGAAGCCCGGACAGCUGAUGGACACACCCACUAUUUGACCUGUCGGAUCCAGGAGUGCUCAGAGACCAAAAGGAGUGGGCCAUUUUCACGCUCCAUUGACAUCAACUCCCUUGUUGUUCAGGAUGAAUAUAUCUUCAUCCAGGUGACAGCUGGUGGAAGAGCAAAUUACUAUGUGUCAUAUAGACGGGAGCCUUUUGCACAGAUUAAAUUGCCCAAAUACUCUCUUCCUAAGGACAUGCAUAUUAUAAGCACAGCUGAGAAUCAGGUAUUUGCAGCUGUUCAAGAGUGGAACCAGAAUGAUACAUACAACCUGUAUGUUUCGGACACCCGAGGGGUUUACUUCACUCUGGCCUUGGAAAAUGUGAAAAGCAGUAGAGGACUGGAGGGGAAUGUCAUGAUUGACCUUUAUGAGGUAGCAGGGAUCAAAGGCAUAUUCCUGGCUAACAAAAAGAUAGAUGACCAAGUCAAGACAUUCAUUACCUACAACAAGGGCAGAGAUUGGCGUUUGCUGAAGGCACCAGACACCAAUCUGAGAGGCGAUCCUGUAGUUUGCCAGCUGCCCUUUUGCUCGUUGCACUUGCAUCUGCAACUCUCAGAGAAUCCAUAUACUUCAGGAAGCAUUUCUAGUAAGGAAACAGUUCCUGGGCUGAUGGUGGCAGCAGGCAAUAUUGGCUCUGAGCUUUCCUACACUGAUGUUGGCAUGUUCAUUUCUUCUGAUGGUGGGAAUUCCUGGAGGCAGAUCUUCGAGGAGGAGUAUAAUGUGUGGUUUCUGGACUGGGGAGGGGCACUAGUGGCUCUGAAACACACAUCAAUGCCCAUCCGACACUUGUGGGUCAGUUUUGAUGAGGGAAGAUCCUGGAGUAAAUACAGUUUCACAUCAACACCUCUUUUUGUGGAUGGAUCCCUUGUAGAUCCUGGCAUAGAGACUCAGAUAAUGACAAUUUUUGGGCACUUCAGUCUCCGUUCUGAAUGGCAGCUGGUCAAGGUGGACUACAAGCCUAUCUUCAGCCGGAAGUGUAACAAAGAUGACUACCAAACCUGGCAUUUGCACAAUCAGGGGGAACCUUGUGUCAUGGGAGAGAGGAAGAUCUAUAAAAAACGCAAGCCUGGAUCUCAGUGUUCCCUGGGUCGAGACUAUUCCCAAACUGUGGUGUCUGAACCAUGUAUCUGUGGUCAAGGGGACUUUGAAUGUGACUACGGCUAUGAGAGGCACAACAACAACCAGUGUAUCCCAGCCUUCUGGUUCAGUCCGUCCUCUCUGUCCAAGGACUGCAGCAUUGGUCAAAGCUAUCUGAACAGCACUGGGUACCGAAGGAUUGUAUCCAACAACUGCACAGAUGGCUUGAGGGAGAAGUAUAAGGCCAAGAUGGAGAAGUGCCCUGGAAAAGCACCUCGAGGACUGCACAUCCUCACCAGCGAUGGAAAGUUGGUCACAGAGCAGGGGCACAAUGCCACCUUCAUCAUCCUUAUAGAAGAGGGUGAUCUCCAGAGGACAAAUAUUCAACUUGAUUUUGGGGAUGGCAUCGCAGUAUCCUAUGCAAAUUUCAGCCCUGUUGAGGAUGGCAUCCGGCAUGUAUAUAAGAGUGCUGGAAUCUUCCAGGUGACAGCAUAUGCAGAAAACAGCUUGGGCUCUGACACUGCUGUCCUCUUUUUGCAUGUGGUCUGUCCAGUGGAGCACGUCCAUCUGAGUGUCCCUUUUGUUGCUAUCAGGAAUAAGGAUGUCAACAUUACUGCAGUAGUUUGGCCCAGUCAAGCAGGCACACUUACCUACUUCUGGUGGUUUGGUAACAGCACCAAGCCCCUCAUCACCCUGGAGAGCAGCAUCUCCUACAUCUUCACUGAGGAGGGGAUGAACACUGUCACUGUGCAGGUUGCUGCAGGCAACACCCUCAUCCAAGACACCAAGGAGAUCGCAGUACAUGAGUAUUUCCAAUCUCAACUCCUCUCAUUUUCUCCUAACUUGGACUACCACAAUCCUGACAUCCCUGAGUGGAGACAAGAUAUUGGCAAAGUCAUCAGGAGAGCUUUAGCACAAGUGACCGGUAUUCCUGAUGAACAAAUAUUGGUAGCUGUAUUUCCUGGGUUGCCUACUUCUGCUGAGCUCUUUGUGCUACCCCAAAAAAACACUACAGACAGAAGGAAAAGCAGUGAGGCUGAUCUGGAACAGGUUGUUGAAAUCCUUUUUAAUGCUCUCAAUCAGAACCUGGUCCAGUUUGAACUGAAACCUGGUGUUGAAGUCAUUGUGUAUGUCACUCAGUUAACAUUAGCACCACUUGUUGAUUCCAGCACAGGUCACAGCAGUUCGGCGAUGCUGAUGUUGUUGUCUGUGGUGUUUGUAGGCUUGGCUGUUUUUUUAAUCUACAAGUUCAAGAGGAAAAUCCCUUGGAUUAAUAUCUAUGCCCAAGUUCAGCAUGACAAGGAGCAGGAAAUGAUUGGUUCUGUCAGCCAAAGUGAAAAUGCACCCAAAAUCACUCUGAGUGAGUUCACAGAUCCUGAAGAGCUGAUGGACAAAGAGCUGGACACGCGAGUGAUGGGAAGCAUCUCAACUAUUGCCAACAGUGAAAGCACAAAGGAAAUUCCCAACUGCACUAGUGUUUAAUACUGAGAAUCCUCUUGGUCUACAAAAUUUCUGACUUUUUAUUUGUAAUUAUUAUUGUUAUUAUUAUUAUUAUGAAAAAAAAGAGAGUUAUAUGUCAUUAUUAUCAUUUGGGAGGGGAUGGGGGUGGGCUUUUUCUGUUUACCAGGGCUGCAUUCAUAAAUAGCAGGUUUCUUCAUACUUAGGAAAUUUCCAUCAGAUCAGAAAUAAAAAGCAAAGAAUAAGAGAAGUGUGCAAUGGGAUUUGAAUGCCUGACUCCUCUUAAAUACAGCAUAGAAAUUAAGUAUUCUAAUACAGUAGGAAGAUAUGGUACCUUAGGCAAGGUAAAUGUAGGUAAAUGGUCCCUUUUCUGAUCUUUUUGUGAGUCAUGAAUCAUCUGCUUCAUCCUGCCAGAAGGCUUAGGCUGGCCUGUUGGACCAGACUCUGCAACCUGCCAACAGCCCUCACAUUCCAGUGAUGUGCAUGUCUCAGCUUUUUCCAGGAUCUUGCCUUUUUGUAAUUGCUUUUAAUUUCAGUCACCCUCUGGCAUUGUUGACUGCUGAGAAAGGGGAAAAAUAAAUUCAGAGAGUGCACAUCAGUUUUCCUUGGACUGUGGAUUGGCUGGAGGGGACAGCACCACAAGCAAUGAGGGAACAUGCUUGAGUUUAUGAAUGCAGCUCAAAUGCCAUGCAUGUGAAUAGCAAGGAUGCUGAAGGCCUACUGUAGAUAAUUACAAUGUACAUAGCUUUUUAUUUCUUAGGAAAUAAUUUAAUGUUUAGUAAAGGAAGAUAUGUUUAAAACAAGACCUGAAUCACACACACAUGCACGCACACACACACUCCAAUCAACCAGGGACUGUGGUGAGCACUUGAAUCACACUUUGGUUCCAAGUGUGUUCCAGUUAUCUGUCAUAUUUCAAUCAGCACCGUUUAUUUCUCUGUGUAUACCUGCAAGUCUUU
This is a messenger RNA of Meleagris gallopavo (turkey), 4187 nucleotides long. Lineage: Eukaryota; Metazoa; Chordata; Aves; Galliformes; Phasianidae. The record is from RefSeq and is a predicted model, not a curated record.